CCGGUUUGCAGGUGAUCAGGCAACCUCUGGAUGCAACGUGAUUGGACGCCAGCCGAGUCACAGCUCCUGCAGCCCCAACUGUUGCCGACAACUUCACGUUUGCUCCAUUCCAGCCAGCGUUGGAGCGUCGUUUUUCUCGCCUGCAGUCCCAGUGAAUGAAGGAAUGAACGAUGCCGCCAGAAGACGGGACGGCACCACAGCAAUUUGGCGCCGCCAUGGAUCCAAAUGCGGCCGCGAGGCAAUUCGCUCUGAUCUUGUCAGAAGACGAACUCUGCCAGCAGACUUUCGGGCGCUAUUACCCGUUCCUCGCCUACCCGCCUGAGCGUCCCGUGGUGUUCGUCAAGUUUGGUGGGCCCGAGAAGCAGGCCGAGGCAGACAUGCAAAGGCUGGCCUGGGAAUGGCUGCGCCAGCAACGCGAGAGGGACCCCGGCUGCAACAUCGAUGUUCCCGAAGUCUUCAAGGUCUUCAGCAGAGACAAUGCCACUUUCAUCAUCAUGGAGCUUCUCGCGGCCACCCAGGUCAAAGAUUUGGCCAAAACAUUCGAUCCUAUCACCUGGAAGCAGAACAAGGCUCAGUACUACGACAUGAUCACGGAGGGAAUCCGUUUGCUGAGCCUCAUACCGGUCCCACCGGACGCGACUCCUGGCCCAUACAGCCGCGACAAACACCGCAUCAAACACAUACUCUUCAGAGACCAAGAAGCCCCACACAUCUACAACACCGUUCAGGAUUUGGAAGACCACUUGAACAGGAUUGCAGUAGUGGCGUACCAGCAUCUGCCUGGCCCGCCUCCCAAAGUCGCUCUCGAGAAGGAGCUCGUUUACUGUUACACCGAUUUCAACGACGAAAACUUCAUGUUCACCACUGACCCCGACGGCCGCCCUCGUCUCUACAUUAUUGACUUCGAACACGCCUCGUUUCUACCACUCAGCUUCCUCUCCUACGCUGUGCUGGGACGCAAACCCCGCUUCUCCACGGGCAAGUGGAUCCGAGAGAAGCUGGGCCCCUCUCUGCCGCAGAACAAUAUUGAGGUCAUGCAGAGAAUAGAUUAUCUCUUCCAAAUAGGCCUCGAGGACUGAAAGCUGGAGCUGAGUGGGCCCAUGCAGGAUGCAGAGA
Thermothielavioides terrestris NRRL 8126 is the source of this 1116-nucleotide messenger RNA. RefSeq lists its product as uncharacterized. Bases 171 to 1079 code for a protein of 302 amino acids. The transcript has 2 exons. Lineage: Eukaryota; Fungi; Ascomycota; Sordariomycetes; Sordariales; Chaetomiaceae. The record is from RefSeq and is a predicted model, not a curated record.